Globicephala melas (long-finned pilot whale) is the source of this 738-nucleotide messenger RNA. It is a transcript of the gene SFTPC, whose product is annotated as surfactant protein C. Gene Ontology annotation, biological process: respiratory gaseous exchange by respiratory system. Gene Ontology annotation, cellular component: alveolar lamellar body; extracellular region. The record is from RefSeq and is a predicted model, not a curated record. Lineage: Eukaryota; Metazoa; Chordata; Mammalia; Artiodactyla; Delphinidae.
AGGAACAUCUGUGAAACUGCUCGGGCUAUCGAGGGUAUGCAUAUCCAAAAAGCCACCAAGUAUUUGAAUGAUGUCACUUUGCAGAAGCAGUGUGCGGUGUUCCCUUGUUACAAUUGUGGAGCUGACCCUAGUCACACUUGGAGAUGAGGAGGGGAAGGUGUCUACUGCGAGAUGGAUGUGGGCAGCAAAGAGGUCCUGAUGGAGAGCCCGCCGGACUACUCAGCAGUCCCUGGGGACCGGUUCCGAAUCCCCUGCUGUCUUGGGAAGAUCAAACGCCUUCUCAUCGUGGUCGUGGUCCUUGUUGUCGUGGUGAUUGUUGGGGCCCUGCUCAUGGCUCUUUACAUGAGCCAGAAACAUACUGAGAUGGUCCUAGAGAUGAGCAUCGCGGGGCCGGAAGCCCAGCAACGCCUGGCCCUGAGUGAGCGUGUGGGAACCACUGCCACCUUCUCCGUUGGCUCCACUGGCAUCGCGGUGUAUGACUACCAGAGGCUCCUGAUUGCCUACAAGCCAGCCCCGGGAACCUGCUGCUACGUCAUGAAGAUGGCUCCGCAGAGCAUCCCAAGUCUUGAGGCUCUCACUAGAAAAUUCCAGAACUUCCAGGCCGAGCCCUCAGUACCUACCUCUAAGCUGGGCCAGGAGGAGGGCCGUGACGCCAGCUUGGCAUCCUCUGGGGACCUGGCCUUCCUGGGCAGCACCAUGAGCACCCUGUGUGGCGAGGUGCCCCUCUACUACAUCUAG